Messenger RNA from Plasmodium inui San Antonio 1, 480 nucleotides. RefSeq lists its product as hypothetical. The transcript has 3 exons. The coding region runs from base 1 to 480 and encodes 159 amino acids. NCBI's taxonomy places the organism in Eukaryota, Apicomplexa, Aconoidasida, Haemosporida, Plasmodiidae. The record is from RefSeq and is a predicted model, not a curated record.
AUGGUACACCUUAGUAUGAUUGCACUGGAGGUCAUGCAGAUAACUGAGCUACAUGGGCGUUCUUAUAACAAGGCCAUGGGAAUCUCGGGAUUCUGGACUAUUGAGAAUCCAGACACCUUACAACUGUGCUCUUCAAUUAACAGUAUUAUACAGGUCGAUCAGAAUGUUAGAAAAGGGGAUAUUCGAAUAAAAAGAAAUGACAUACAAUACAACAUAUCAAGAAGGAUGCACUCAGAAUGGCACCUUCACAAUGAUGUGACCUCAAGAAACAUCUUCACAAUAAUCGAGGCAAGAGAACAUCUUCAAAAGGACGAAACAAGAAAACAUCCUGAACAUACCAGGAGAAGAAAGCAUCUUGAUAGAGAAAAUCACACACCAAAGGACAUCUUCAGAAUGCCGCGAAGAAGGUAUAUGAUCGUAAAAAAAAUAACACACAGAAAAAUAUCUUCACGAUGCCGCGAGAAAAGUACAUCAGCGUAG